UUCUAGGCCCAUAAAUAGGGUGUGAUGAUUGACAAGGGCUCGGCCACCAGCACGGGGUGGGUGGCACUGGGCGCCCUGGAUUCCCUCGCGGGACGAAGAUUCUGCCCUUUCGGGGGUUCCGGCUCUCGUCCGAGCAGCCCGGCCUCCCUUCGCCGCCCAAGUCCACCAGGAGCGUGGGCGGCUCCCCACGCGUGCUCGGGGGCGCUCGCUGUGCGGCAGAAGUUCCUGGCACAAAGACGGCUGCAUCCACAUCCCCCCCGCCGGGAGGGGGGGAAGUUCCUCACUGACCUCCCUGUUCCCCGGCUGCACCCCCUCCUCAUUUUCCCUUCCCCUUUAGGUGACCCCUCUCCCCGGGGCCCCUCAGCUAGGGCCACAAAUAGGAUUCGGAGUUGGAAGUUCAUUGUUCCCAUUUUACCGGUGGGGAAACCGAGGCCCAGAAAGUUCAGUGCGUGGCGGCGUGAUGCCCCAUGCUGGGCAGCAGGGCACCGUCUUUGUUUCUUCAGCUGGCCCCUCCGGGUGCCAGGCAUUCUUGGUGCCCGGGCCAGGGUGCCCACAGGUGGCGGGGAUCAGCGGGCCGAGCUAUUUCUGCCCGUCCCAGAUGCCCCCUGGCCCCGCGCCGAGGGGCACAGCGCGUCCUGGCCUCCCUCUCCUGGGGCCGUGACUCAUCCGUCAGCUGGGGGGCAGGGUCGCGCACCUGGGGAGGGGGCGGGCCCAGAGCCUUGCCGGGCCUCUGCCCGGGGACUGAACCCUGGAUUCAGGGAGCCCCGGCUCGGGGCAGGGCAGCCUGCAUCGGUCUGGGCACGGUCCUGAGGCGUGGGCGGGCUGGCCCUUCAAAGCGGAAUCGUCUCUAAGGAGGAUCCCACAUUCCCAAGGACAGGACGUCAGGGUGCCCUGGAGCUGCCUCACCUGGGGCGGGGCCCCCAUCCCUGCCUCUUUGCCCCCCAAAAACCUUGGAGGUGCAUACGACUUUAGCCAUUCCCCCUUCUUCCCACGCCCAGAGGAUGUUCACCAUUGCCCAGAAGCUCUUUGCACAGAGACUAUUGGUGUCAUCCCUCAGGUACCUCUCCCCAUAACCCUGGAGGUCUUCUUACUGACCUUCCCUGACCUCCCCAACAGCACCCCUCCUGAGCUCCCUAACCCCU
Messenger RNA from Phascolarctos cinereus (koala), 1142 nucleotides. The record is from RefSeq and is a predicted model, not a curated record. NCBI's taxonomy places the organism in Eukaryota, Metazoa, Chordata, Mammalia, Diprotodontia, Phascolarctidae.